CUGCGGGUUCUUGAUUCAAGAUUUCAUUCUCUCCGGUUCUGUCAUGAGAUGGCGCAAAACCUCGCCUGAACCCUUAAUACAGCGGAUCGCGAGGAUAUCUCAAGGAUCGAGGAAUUCAAGAACUUGUUAAAGAUAAUCUGUCUAAAGGUAAAGAUUCGUGAAAAGGGGAUGGAGGGUCAAUCUACCGAUGGGAAUGAGAAUUCAACUUCUGCAAUAAAGGAGAUGCGGCAGCAGCUUGAAACCCGGAUCGACACCCUCCACACGACGCAGUUGGACCUAAUCGCCUCUCUCCAGAACUUCGUCCCGGACCUCGUUUCCUCUCUAGACCUCUCUCUAAAAGCAAUUUCGGCUAUUAACGGUAAACCCUUUUCUCCCCUUGCUGAAAUCCUCCCUUCCAAGCCUGUUUUGGGGAAAUCCAAUAUCCAUAAGUUGCCGCCAGAGAAUCCGAAAAUACCUGCUGCUCUCGUCUCGAAGCCUUCGCCCAGAGAGAAUGAGAGGGCUUUGAUUGAGGAAAGCGGUGGGCCGCUUUCGGUCGUUAGGUCGAUGGUGGCCGUGUGUUUGCUAGAGAGGGUGCCUUUCCGUCCAAUAGAUUCGCCCGCGGUGUUGAGAAAGUUGGAGAAUGAUUCGUCGGCUACAGCAGCUGAAAAAGCCGCCUUGAGGGAGUUGGGUGGGGAGGCAGGAGCAAUGCUUGCAGUGGAGAUGGCGUUGAGGGCAAUGGCGGAGGAUCAUGGUGGAGUGGAGUUGGAUGAGUUUCUGGUGAGUGGGAAGUCCACAGUAAUGGUGAUGAACAUUGAUAGAACUAGGCUUUUGAAAGAGCUGCCCGAAACUAAGCAGUUGAAUGAGGGGGGUUCGAAUGAUGGAAACAGGAUUAGUGAAGUUGGGAAGAGUGGGGAAGGUAUAAUUGGUGGUGCCGGCGUAUUUGGAGUUGGAAGGGGGAUGCCGGACAUGUGGAUGGGAGGACCAAUGAUGUCAGGGCCUAGGGGUAUGGGGCCGAGAGGGGCGGGGAUGAUAGGGGUUCCAAGAGGUGUGGGGGUGCCGCCUCCAAUGCAUAGGCAGUCUCCGGCAGCUCCAAUUGGGCUUCAAGGUGGAGGGGCGAAUGCCCUUUCAUUGAAGCCAAAAUCGGAAGAGGAUGAGAUGAAGGAUCUUAUGGUCUUAUUACAAAAGAAGAGCUUUAUGGAACAGCAGAAGUCGAAGACAGGAGAGGAGCUUUUGGAUCUUAUCCACCGGCCUACUGCUAGAGAAACUGCAGUGGCUGCUAAAUUUAAAAGUAAAGGUGGUUCUCAAGUGAAAGAAUACUGCUCGGCACUGACCAAAGAAGAUUGCCAACGGCAAAACAGUUCCUUCAUUGCUUGUGAGAAGGUUCAUUUUCGACGAAUAAUUGCUGCACAUACUGAUGUUAAUUUGGGGGAUUGUUCAUUUCUUGACACGUGCCGUCACAUGAAGACAUGCAAGUAUGUCCACUACGAGCUUGACUCAACUCCUGAUGUAUCAUCUAUGAUGAUGGGACAAGGUAAUAUCCCCAGGCCAUUAAAGCCUCAGAGUGCUCACUACUGCUCAGAAGUAGAGCUUGGAGAGCCGCAGUGGAUUAAUUGUGACAUACGGAAUUUCAGAAUGGAUAUAUUAGGACAAUUCGGGGUCAUAAUGGCUGAUCCUCCCUGGGAUAUACAUAUGGAAUUGCCUUAUGGAACCAUGGCUGAUGACGAAAUGCGGACACUAAAUGUCCCUGCAUUACAGACUGAUGGUCUGAUAUUUCUCUGGGUUACUGGGCGUGCAAUGGAACUUGGCCGUGAAUGUUUGGAACUUUGGGGGUACAAGCGUGUAGAGGAGAUAAUCUGGGUAAAGACUAAUCAACUUCAGCGGAUCAUAAGAACAGGUCGCACAGGCCAUUGGCUUAACCACAGCAAGGAACAUUGCCUUGUUGGAGUAAAGGGUAACCCUGAAGUAAAUAGAAAUAUUGACACUGAUGUCAUUGUUGCUGAGGUUCGUGAAACAAGUCGAAAACCAGAUGAGAUGUAUGCCAUGCUGGAGAGGGUAAGUCCAAGAACAAGAAAGUUGGAGCUGUUUGCGAGAAUGCACAAUGUACAAGCUGGGUGGUUAUCCCUGGGUAAUCAGUUGCAAGGAGUUCGCUUGGUAGACGAAGGUCUUCGAGCCAGAUUUAAGGCAGCCUACCCUGCUGUCGAAGUGCAGCCCCCAUCACCUCCCAGAACAACUGCUAUGGAAGUGGAUCGUCCUGCUACUUCAUCUAGGAACCCCUUUGUUGAAGGCGAAACCAAGACAUUGGGGAACCAAUUUACAGAUUCGACCGGACCGACAGCUUCCUAUCCGUCGGAAGCCAAAGGGUUGACUGCAGCUGGAGAUACGUUGGGAUUGCUGCUUCUUGUGGUUAGAGCUUAAGAGCAGCUUUCGCCAUUGCGAGCGUGCCCUUGUAUGUCUGAUUUCCACCUAUAAAGCCACUCAUAUGCACAAAAACACCUCCGGGGAUAGCCGACUCCUUAGAUAGCU
Andrographis paniculata is the source of this 2502-nucleotide messenger RNA. RefSeq names its product N6-adenosine-methyltransferase MT-A70-like. Gene Ontology annotation, cellular component: RNA N6-methyladenosine methyltransferase complex. The transcript has 8 exons. The record is from RefSeq and is a predicted model, not a curated record. Bases 169 to 2394 code for a protein of 741 amino acids. Lineage: Eukaryota; Viridiplantae; Streptophyta; Magnoliopsida; Lamiales; Acanthaceae.